AUGCAGCCAAAAUUUCACGAAUUAGACUCAAUCAGCCACAUUACCUUUCACCUCCGCGAUGACGAUCAAGAUACACUGAAGACCUUGAAAGCUAAGAUGUUAGAACUUACGACUCAAAUUUCGGUCCUGGAAAAACUCGAGCCCGUCGCAAGGCUCAUUCGUCGUAGAGAGCCGCUGCCGCUGCGGAAAUUGAGUUUCAAUAUCAGAAAGCUAUCAGACAGCAACUCGAAAACUGAUUCUCGUGGGGAAUCUCGCUGGGCUAGACUCCAAAGCCUGGGAUGUUACCAUAUGCUCGAAUUCCAGACUAGAGAUACAAACGAGCGUGAUACGCCUGAAGAGGAACCCGCAACGAAACGCAUACGUAUUGAUCAUGCAGAGGAAGAAACCUGCGAAGCUGAAUUACAGGCUUGUGCCAGCUUCGGAAUGGAAAACGAGCGUCGAACACCGCCUUCAAAUGAUGGAAAGAGAGAAAUGAAAUAUAUGUUCACAAAUGCCCCUGCCAGCGCUAUUUCAACCUUGCCAGAACCGUUCAAACAAGCCGUCGAGAACAGCCGGCUGUGGAAGUGGGAAAGAAGCCAGGGUUUGGGACAGACGGGAUGUCUGGCUAGUUUGUUCCUAAAGGAUGUGAUGCAGGAUGUGUCAUUCACCAUCUGGUGCGGUCAUGACGAGGGAUAUCAUCUGAACAGUGUAUUUAGGAUGCGCCGUGAAAUAACCUCCUAG
Messenger RNA from Histoplasma mississippiense, 720 nucleotides. RefSeq lists its product with no specific name. The record is from RefSeq and is a predicted model, not a curated record. The coding region runs from base 1 to 720 and encodes 239 amino acids. The transcript is spliced from 3 exons. Lineage: Eukaryota; Fungi; Ascomycota; Eurotiomycetes; Onygenales; Ajellomycetaceae.